Molecule: messenger RNA, 2484 nt
Organism: Centruroides sculpturatus (bark scorpion)
Lineage: Eukaryota; Metazoa; Arthropoda; Arachnida; Scorpiones; Buthidae
Product: RNA binding protein fox-1 homolog 1-like
Exons: 6
Biological process (GO): regulation of alternative mRNA splicing, via spliceosome; nervous system development
Cellular component (GO): cytoplasm; nucleus
Molecular function (GO): mRNA binding
Source: RefSeq, a predicted model, not a curated record
GUAAAUAACGCAACAGCUAGAGUACAAACCAAGAAAACACCUACAAUUCCAAACGUGGCCGCCUUGCGUGGUGUAGCAAUACAGAGAGGUCGGGCACGGGGUGCCUUCGCCACUGCCUUCGCAAGACACCCCUCACCACUAACAGCAGCUGCUGCGGCUACUGCCCUGCAUGGUUACACCCCUGGUGUUUAUCAAGAUCCAUUUUUAGCAUAUGCAGGAGCAGAGAGAUAUCAACUUCCUGCAUCGUACGCUGCCACGGCAGCUUACACGGCUGCUGCCGCUAGAAGUUAUGCAGCUGCUGCAGCUGCCGCUCAGCCUGUGGCUUCCUAUGCAGCUGUUGCAGGAUCUCCAUCAUUGUAUUACAGUUACGGGCGUGAAUACGCAGACCCUUACCUCGGUCACAGCAUAGGUCCCGUUACAGGAUAUGGAGCAGCUGUAUACAGAAGUGGCUAUAAUAGAUUUACCCCCUAUUAGAUGACAUUGCCAUUGCGUGCAAUCGGUCCUCUUAAGAGAUAUCAUGCAUCGAAUAAAUUAUCCGAACUCGUAUCUGUAACAUCAUUGUCAUUGGAGGAGCGGAAAUUGAAAUUGCACAAUACAGCAAAUACGAAGAGUGCUUGCUGCCUUUGGGAAUACUCGCACAGUUUUUUACUAUUUAUUCUUGGCUCAAAGUUUUAAUUAACUGCCUACCAAUGAGGUUAUUAUUGAGAUUGUAUACAUCCAUGCCAAAGUAUAUUUCUAAUUAACGAAACGUUAUUCAUUGGAGAUCGACGACUGCAGUCGGAUCUAGUCAUAAAAUUAAGAAGUAUGAAUCGCAUUUUCAUACUGUGUAUUAUGUUAAUUAAGCAGUUAUUAUGAAGUCUGUAAAACUGUAUAUAACUUGCCAAAAAAUAAUUCUGCAUCAAAAUUAAUUGUGUGUAAAGCCAAUUUGUUUGUUACUACUUUUAUACAACUUUUUAAAGGAGUCUUUUUUAAGUUAUUGUUGCUUGAUACUGUAGUGUUAAUCUAAUUAAGAUUUUAGAAAGAAAAAGAAUGUGAUGUAUCCUGCAAAGUUGAUAUUUUUAAAAAGAACUUCUGCAGAUCCAUAAUUAACUUUAUAUAAUGGGGAUUUCUUGUCUUCCCAUUUUAUGUAACAUCCCGUUACAGAAAAAUGUUUAAUCUUUGGUUGUGAUAUAUUGUCGGUUUUAAUCCCUAAAUACAAGCAUAAUUAUUAUUAUUAUAGAAACAUCUGUUGAUUAUAUUGCUGUAAAAUUAAGUGUUAGGCAUUUUAAAAAAGCAAAAUGAGUUAUAAAUAUGUCCUCAAAAGUUAAACAUCGUAUUUUAUUAGUCAUACUCUUUUCAAAUUCAUUGUCUCCAGGUUAAUGGAAUUUACAUUAUAUAAAGUUUAUAUUAUAAUAUACCUAUUAUUAGUGUUAGAUAUUCUAUUUUUCAUACAGCAUUAGACAUUAAUUUUAUAAAUUUCUUUCUUUAUUUUAUUUGAGUUGGCGGUCUUGUCGCAGCUGAUUUUCUCUCGACCGUACCAAUUUAUUGCCGAGUCGACCAUUUGUUAUGUAAAGAAAAAAUUUCCGGCGAUCAAUGGUAUCAAGAAUUCUAGUCAUUGAAAGGUAGCUCAUGUAUAGUUAUACAUCAGAAGUGGUAUGCACUAAAUUAUAUCUGGAAAGUUGGUGUGAUAAACAUCACUUCUGAAGUCCAUAUCAUAUAUUUAUGUACAUUAAAUCUGUAAGAAUGUAGGUAAUUCUUAGAAACUGUGCUAAAUCUGAAAAUGGUAUUAAAUCUAUGUAUUUUACAACCACAGUAUACAUCAUCACAUAAUCUUCACUAUCUACAUAUCAGUUCACUCUUGGUCAUACUUUUAUUACAAGAACGAAAAAUAAACAAAUCAUAAAAUGUAAAAUAGUACAAAUAAUAAUUAAAUUUAGAAUGAAACAUCAAAAAUGUAUUAUUAAAGACAGCAGUGUCUAUAUUUUCCUGUUACCAUGGUAAAAAGAUCUGUACAAUUUAGCAUACAGGGUUUCAGAUCAAGCCAAAGAUCAUAUAUCAAGUAUAUCCACACAAUAUAUAGAUAUAAUUAAAUAAAUUUUAUGUAUUGUAUUUAUAUGAUGAUAAAUUACAUUAGAAAAAAAAUACAUAAAGCUCAUCCACAACUCAUUCUUUCUAUUUAUGUUUUAGAAUUGAAUCUACCUCUUUGCUAGUUAUAUGUGUAUACAUAAUAAACUGUAGAAUAUAAGUAAACUAUGUUUAGAGUAGAUGAUCGUCGCUACAUCUCAAUACUUUGUCGAAAGUGUAAAGUUCUAUAUUUAUAAGUCAUUAAUGUUAAAAUCAUUUAAUGAUGUUUUUUGCUAGUAUUUAUUCUGUAAAAAAAAAAAUAGCUUUAUUGUUGGACUAGAUAUUGAAUUGGUUAAGAAUCUCAUUUGUAUUUGUUAAAUUGCAAUGUGCUGUAUUGCAUUUAAAAUGUGUGAGAAGAAUAAAUAUCAGUGGUAAAUGGUU